CACAUCCUUUCUCUAUUGUUAUCCCUCUUACAAAUAAAGGAAAAUGUCUUUUCUAUGGGACUGGUUUACUGGAGCUCUGGGCUAUCUCGGUCUGUGGAAAGUCCAAGCAAAGCUUGUCUUCUUGGGUCUGGAUAAUGCCGGGAAGACAACCCUCCUUCACAUGCUUAAGGAUGACAGAAUGGGACAACCUGUACCAACCUAUUACCCCACAAAAGAGGAGUUAAGAAUAGAAGGAGUAACAUUCACAACAUUUGAUUUAGGAGGCCAUAAAACAGCUCGUAAAGUCUGGAAGGACUACUUUCCAGCAGUUGAU
This is a messenger RNA of Amphimedon queenslandica, 313 nucleotides long. RefSeq names its product GTP-binding protein SAR1-like. The record is from RefSeq and is a predicted model, not a curated record. Gene Ontology annotation, molecular function: GTPase activity; GTP binding. Lineage: Eukaryota; Metazoa; Porifera; Demospongiae; Haplosclerida; Niphatidae. The annotation marks the transcript as partial. Gene Ontology annotation, biological process: intracellular protein transport. The transcript is spliced from 4 exons.